Filobasidium floriforme is the source of this 3510-nucleotide messenger RNA. RefSeq lists its product as uncharacterized. The record is from RefSeq and is a predicted model, not a curated record. The transcript is spliced from 7 exons. The coding region runs from base 293 to 3394 and encodes 1033 amino acids. NCBI's taxonomy places the organism in Eukaryota, Fungi, Basidiomycota, Tremellomycetes, Filobasidiales, Filobasidiaceae.
CGCUAAAGACCUGUAAAGACCCCGGAUGAAGCGGCCCACACGAGAAUCCGUGCGCUAGGGGCCCCAUCUUGCCCCAUCUUGCCGGGCAUAUUCGAUUCGAAAGUUUCCAAAGAAGGGACUUGUUGAAUUUCGGACGGGCUACCGGUCCGGGGUAAGGUGGUUGAGGUCUGAAGUUCAGCCACAGGUUCUGUCGAUCGAGACCUGCUGGACGUCUAUAUAAGGGCGCGCGCAAACGAGGUCUAUCGAAGAACUUGACGAUGUAGCUGAAGUAUUCACCCCAAGUCAACCAAACAUGUGGAGCUCAACACCCGCUCGCGCGGCUUACAUACUCUUGCAACUGGCUCUCUGCAAGUUUCAGGUUGCAGAGGCCAACAAUGACGGCAAAGCAACCAACAGCGACAACCUUUGCGUGGAGACCGACGGCUCUGGAUCCGGCUUCUUGCUCGCGUCGCCGGACUCCACGACCACGAUAUACACCGACCCCGCUUCUCCCGCUGCCAUUCACCAUGUAGCGGCCUCAUUCGCCCACGAUCUACAAUGUGUCGUCAAGGGGGCCAAUGUCAAUGUGAAGAACGUCAGUUCGAUCGACGAACUUGGGUCUUCGGACGGCAGCAAUUGUAUCUUCUUUGGCGCGUUGGACAGUGGCAACCUGAUCAGCCAGGUCGUCAAUGCUACCAACAUUGAUGUUAGCGCCACUCGAGGACAGUGGGAGAGCUGGACUAUUCAGCAAGGACAGCUGGCUCAAGCUGGAGGUCAAAAUGUAACCGUGAUGGCUGGUGCCGAUAGGCGAGGAGCAGCCUAUGCAGCCUAUACAGUCUCCGAAGAGAGUGGUGUUUCUCCUUGGUACUGGUGGGCCGAUGUUCCCAUAGUCACUCAUUCGAGUCUGCAACUCAAGUCAUGCUCCCACGGGUCUCCCGUGGUCCAGUACCGAGCCUUCUUCCUCAACGACGAGCAACCGGGUCUUACCCAGUGGGCAAACAAACACUUCAAUUCGGGGCCUAAUGACCCCCUUGGACAAAGUUUCUUGCCGUCGAUGUACGGGAAGCUAUUCGAGUUGAUUCUGCGAUUGAAGGCGAACAUGCUCUGGCCCGCUAUGUGGGCGGACAUGUUCGCUGUAGCUGGGCUGGACGGUCUGCCUAACAACGGCACCAAUGGUAUAGGGGCAGCUGGACCCAACCAGGUCUUGGCUGAUGCUAUGGGUAUCGUCUACUCAACUUCUCACCAGGAGCCGAUGGCUCGUAAUACCCCAGAAUGGUCGAAAUACGGCAAAGGUGAAUGGAACUACACCGUCAACGAGGAAUUCCUCGACACCUUUUGGAAAUACGGCGCGGAACGUGCCAAGGACUAUGAGACCCUCUUUACAGUAGGAAUGCGAGGAGACGGAGAUCUUCCGCUUCCAGGAGCCAGCAUUGAACGUCUGGAGAAGAUCAUGACCGAUCAGCGUUCCAUCAUCUCGGAGGCGCACGGAGGGAUCGCUGCGGAGAAGGUUCCUCAGGUCUUUGCCCUCUACAAAGAGGUUCAAGGAUACUAUGACACCGACGGCAUGACAGUCCCGGACGACGUUACCUUGUUGUGGUCUGACGACAAUUGGGGAAACAUCCGAAGAGUUGGGCUCGCUAACGAGACUUCGCGAAGCGGAGGUGCUGCGCAAUACUAUCACUUAGACUAUGUCGGUGACCCUCGAAGCUACAAAUGGGUUUCUACGAUCUCGUUCAUCAAGAUGUGGGAGCAGCUGAACACUGCACAGAACAUGGGCACCGAUCGCAUGUUGAUCCUCAACGUCGGUGAUCUCAAGCCUAUCGAAGUCGCCACCACCCUCGGACUGUCCUUGGCUUAUGAGGGUACCAAGUCCCUCGCGCCUACCAAUGGGUCGGUCACUGGCGUAUCCGCUUGGGUGCAGAAGUGGGCUCGUCGUACAUUCCCCACUCUCGACGCCGCCAAGGUCGCCCACGUUGUCGAAGGCUACAACGCUCUGAACGCCAAGAUCAAGCCGGAACUGGUCAACGCUUCCAGCUGGUCCCUCAUCCAGUUUGAUGAAGCUGAACGAGUCGAAGCCGAAUGGCAGACGAUCGUGGAUAUGGUCAACGACCUUCAAACUUCCGUUGGGGACGAUCUCUACCCGGCCUUUUACCAAUUGGUAGCUUACCCAGCUUUGGCGUCUGCCAACCUGAACCAACUCUACCUCGCCGUUGGCCGUUCCGUGUUGUAUGCGAGCCAGGCGAGGACAUCCGCCAACCUGUGGGCGGACAAGGCCAACGAGUAUUUCGCCAAGGACGAAGCGCUCUCUGCUGGGUACCAUCAAUUGCUCGAUUACAAGUGGGACGGUAUGAUGAGUCAGACGCACAUCGGUUAUCAAUACUGGCAACAACCGAUGCGAAACCAGCUCAACCCGGGCCCGGCUUCUUUGCAACACGAUUACUGGCCUCUGCAAAGCUUGGGUCCGAUGCGGAUCACGAUCCCCACAUUGAAGGGCGCUUGGCCGGGUGAUAACGGCUUCAACUGUGCGUUGGGAUACAACUGUCCCGGACCAACUCUUUCUGGGUUGAGUCGAUACAGCACUCGACCCGCUUGGGUGGAUGUCAGCAGUGGAUCGUGGAUCGACUUCGAGUACACUGCCACUGCCAACGUCUCUUGGGUCAAGGUCUCCUCUGCGAGCGGCUCGAUCGCUGGAGAUGGGAGCACCGACGCCAGGGUGCACGUAUCCAUCGACUGGUCUCAAGUCCCUUCGAACGCUUCGGAUACCGUCCACGGAGGUAUCAUGUUCGCUUCGAAACCGAACGAUCACCCUCAGACCGUGGUCAACGUCACUGUCGUGGCGGAUACCAGGACGGUCGACACGUCCUCAGCCAAGGCUGGCUCGUUCAUCGGCGGGGCGAACUACGUUGCUAUGCACGCGACCAACGCUACCGUCAAGAACAACAUCGACAACGUCACUUGGACCGAGUUGCCUCAUUACGGUCUCACCGGGAACGCCUUGGUCGACCUUCCUCCUACUCACGCAUUCUACGCGGCCGGAGAGGGUCCCUCGCUGGAGUUCGACUUUUACAGCCAGGUUCCAGCUGCAAACUUGAACUGUACGAUGUUCUUCGGUCCCUUUGAAUCGUACCACCGUGGCAAUCCCUUCCAAUACGCCGUCAGCCUGGAUGGGUCCGAGCCGGUCGUGCAACAACCCAUUCCUGUACCCAAGAACGCCGGGUCUGAGCCUUCGGACUGGACGGGCGUCGUUGCUUCAAGCAUCAGGAAGAGUACGACCAUGUUCAACGGUACUUCUACGGCUCCGGGUUGGCACAUGUUGAAGGUCUACAACAUGGUGCCGGGGAUGGUCUUGGAGACGGUCGUCUGUGGUGAAUACCCGUUGACCAGUCUUCCGCCUCCUCAGAGUUACCGGCUCUAGGCAAAAGGAACGCCGUAAUUAUCUGGCUCACUAACAAAUCGAAUGAACUUGUACAAAGAAGGGAAAAAUAGUUGAUCGUCAUAAUUUCAUGAUAAUGCAAAUAUCUGUGCUGUAUC